CUCUGGUGCUCUUACGAUGGGCUGAGAUUGUCUGUCUCACUCUCGCCACUAAAAGAGCUCGAAAGGAAACCCCCACCCCUCUAACCCAAAUUUCUACGAAAUUACACCCAAUUUUCUUCUCCAUCUGCCUAAUUCUUUUACGAAUCUUAACAUUUGUUUGGAAUUUUUGGGCUAAAUUCCAUUUUUCCGUUCGCCGUUGAUGGAUCUCUGCACCAAGCUCCGGGGCAUCGACCUCCGAUCGGGAUUCCUUUCCGGUUCCCCUCUUUUAGAUGCCGGAAAGGCGAGGAUCCGGCCGCGAUUCCGCCCAGUCAGGGCUUGUCCCCCUCAAACCCGGCGAAGCCAUGUAUCCUUAGCAAAAAAGACUAGCUUUGCUAGUCCUAGAAGUAGAAACCCUAGCGUCUCCGCGAGGGCGGCGGUCGAAACGGCCGUCGCGGAUGCCGAGACCACCGCCGACGUCGAAUCUCUCUUUGCGGAUGGCUCCGUCGACGAGGGUGCGAAGAGGCAGGGGAAGAGGAAGUCGAGCAGUGGGGCUUCGAGCGUCUCGUCGGGGGUUAGGUUGGAAAACAUCAGCAAGAGCUUUAAGGGAGUGACCUUGCUGAAAGAUGUGAGCUGGGAGGUGAAGAAAGGUGAGAAGGUUGGGUUGGUAGGGGUAAAUGGUGCUGGGAAGACCACUCAGAUGAGGAUAAUUGCUGGUUUGGAGGAACCCGAUUCGGGGAACGUGGUGAAGGCAAAGGAGAACAUGAAAAUUGCUUUCUUGACGCAAGAAUUCGAGGUUUGUCCCAGCAGGACGGUAAAGGAGGAGUUUUUGAGUGCAUUCAAGGAGGAGAUGGAGAUUGCGGAGAGGUUGGAGAAGGUUCAGAAGGCUUUGGAAAGCUCAGUGGAGGAUCUGGGGCUGAUGGGGAGGCUGCUGGAUGAGCUGGACUUGCUCCAGAGGCGGGCACAGGAUGUGGACCUUGACGUGGUGGAUGUUAAAAUUAAUAAGUUAAUGCCUGAGCUUGGUUUUGCACCAGAGGAUUCUGAACGGCUGGUGGCAUCAUUCAGCAGCGGGUGGCAGAUGAGGAUGUCUCUUGGGAAGAUUCUACUUCAGGAUCCUGAUUUGCUUCUUCUUGAUGAACCCACGAAUCAUCUUGACCUGGACACAAUUGAGUGGCUGGAAGGCUAUCUUAACAAGCAAGAUGUGCCAAUGGUCAUUAUAUCUCAUGACAGAGCUUUCCUUGAUCAACUAUGCACGAAAAUCGUCGAAACAGAUAUGGGAGUAUCCAGGGUAUUUAUGGGAAACUAUUCUGAGUAUGUGCUAGCAAAAGCAGCAUGGGUUGAAGCUCAAUAUGCGGCAUGGGAAAAGCAGCAGAAGGAGAUUGAGCAUACAAAAGACUUAAUAAACAGAUUGAGUGCUGGAGUUAAUGCUGGGCGUGCUUCUAGUGAAGAAAAGAAGUUGGAGAAACUUCAAGAAGAAGGGCAAGUUGAGAAGCCUUUUCAAAGAAAGCAAAUGAAGAUCAGAUUUCCUGAACGUGGAAGGAGUGGGAGAACUGUCUUAAUGAUAAAGAAUCUUCAAUUUGGAUAUGGAGAUGAGGUGUUGUUUAAUAAGGCAAAUCUUUUAGUUCAAAGAGGUGAAAAAAUAGCCAUUAUUGGUCCAAAUGGAUGUGGAAAGAGCACCUUGCUUAAAUUGAUUAUGUGUUUGGAGAAGCCUAUGGGAGGUGAAGUCACUAUUGGGGAGCAUAAUGUUUUGCCAAAUUAUUUUGAGCAGAACCAGGCAGAAGCACUUGACUUGGAGAAAACUGUGCUAGAAACAGUAGAAGAAGCUGCAGAAGAUUGGGGGAUUGAUGACAUUAAAGGUCUUCUUGGCCGUUGUAACUUCAAAGCUGACAUGCUUGAUAGAAAAGUUUCACUUUUAAGUGGUGGAGAGAAGGCACGCCUUGCUUUUUGUAAAUUUAUGGUGAAGCCAUCUACUUUGUUAGUUUUGGAUGAACCAACCAACCAUUUGGAUAUACCAUCAAAAGAGAUGCUGGAGGAGGCUAUAUCAGAGUACAAGGGCACUGUCAUUACUGUUUCUCAUGACCGAUACUUCAUAAGGCAAAUUGUUAACAGAGUAAUAGAGGUGAAAGACAAAGGCCUACAAGACUAUGCAGGAGAUUACAAUUAUUAUCUUGAGAAGAAUCUUGAUGCUAGACAAAGGGAACUUGAGCGUGAGGCAGAGCUCGAGGAGAAAGCCCCAAAAGUAAAAGCAAAAUCUAAAAUGUCAAAGCAAGAGAAAGAAGCCAGGAAGAAGCAAAAGAUGAUGGCUUUUCAGCAAGCGAAGGCAAAAUCUAAAGGUUUGAAGAAUGCAAAGCGUUGGAAAUGAUUCUUGUCAUGACCCUGUGUCCAAGUUAAAAAAUCAUCUUUGUAAUAACCAUGAAAAGCUUACAUAUGUACAUAAUACACAAAUGUUCAAAUAAAAUCAUACCUAUGGUGGAAUGAAAGAAUAGAGAUUCGCCUGCAGAAUUAUA
This is a messenger RNA of Elaeis guineensis (African oil palm), 2483 nucleotides long. RefSeq names its product ABC transporter F family member 5. Gene Ontology annotation, molecular function: ATP hydrolysis activity; ATP binding. The record is from RefSeq and is a predicted model, not a curated record. Lineage: Eukaryota; Viridiplantae; Streptophyta; Magnoliopsida; Arecales; Arecaceae.